Messenger RNA from Hibiscus syriacus, 1082 nucleotides. RefSeq names its product phosphoglycolate phosphatase 2-like. Bases 98 to 1030 code for a protein of 310 amino acids. NCBI's taxonomy places the organism in Eukaryota, Viridiplantae, Streptophyta, Magnoliopsida, Malvales, Malvaceae. Gene Ontology annotation, molecular function: phosphatase activity. The record is from RefSeq and is a predicted model, not a curated record. The transcript has 12 exons.
UGUGAAGGAAAAGCGUUGGCAUUUGGCAAAAAUUAGCCGUCGGCUGCGUAUACCUUCUGCUCAAGGAAUAUUUUUCAACACUCGAUUGAAGCUAGCAAUGGAGGCUACAAAUUCAAAUCCCACUUCAACUGCUGCCGCCGAGCUACUGUGCGGAGUCAACGCAAAAGCACUGCUGGAUUCCGUUGAUGCAUUUCUCUUCGAUUGCGAUGGCGUUAUUUGGAAGGGCGAUAAGCUGAUCGACGGAACUCCCGAGACACUAGAAAUGCUUCGAUCCAUGGGGAAGAAGCUGAUAUUUGUGACCAACAACUCUACCAAGUCAAGAUUCCAAUACGCUAACAAAUUUCGUUCGCUCGGACUAUCUGUUUCUCAGGAUGAGAUAUUUUCGUCUUCUUAUGCUGCUGCUAUGUACUUGAAGGUCAAUCAGUUUCCUCUCGAAAAGAAGGUUUAUGUCAUAGGAGGGGAAGGCAUAGUACAAGAGUUGCAACUUUCUGGAUUUACUGCUCUUGGUGGCCCAGAAGAUGGAGAAAAAAGGGCUCAGUGGAAAUCAAAUUGCCUCUUUGAGCAUGAUAAAGAUGUUGGAGCAGUUGUUGUUGGAUUAGAUCCAGAUAUUAACUAUUACAAACUUCAGUAUGGGACCAUUUGCAUCCGUGAGAACCCAGGUUGCCUUUUUAUUGCUACAAACCGUGAUUCAGUUGGACACAUGACUGAUCUGCAAGAGUGGCCUGGUGCAGGGUGCAUGGUUGGUGCCAUUUGUGGGUCAACGGAAAGAAAGCCUAUUGUAGUUGGAAAACCGUCGACCUUCAUGAUGGAUUUUUUACUGCAGAAAUUUAAUCUAAGUACAUAUAGAAUGUGUAUGGUGGGUGAUAGACUAGAUACUGAUAUAUUAUUUGGACAAAAUGCUGGCUGCAAAACACUGCUAGUCCUUUCAGGAGUAACAACCAAAUCCAUUCUCGAUGACCCCUCAAACAAGAUUCAACCAGAUUAUUACACUUCCAAGGUCUCUGAUUUUCUCAAUUUUUUGGGAGAAUGACCUGAUUGUUCCAUUUUUCAUGAUUUUACCCCAUUUUUCAUCUCUGUUUAGC